Molecule: messenger RNA, 2402 nt
Organism: Bactrocera oleae (olive fruit fly)
Lineage: Eukaryota; Metazoa; Arthropoda; Insecta; Diptera; Tephritidae
Product: acyl-coenzyme A oxidase 1
Biological process (GO): lipid homeostasis; fatty acid beta-oxidation using acyl-CoA oxidase
Cellular component (GO): peroxisome
Molecular function (GO): FAD binding; fatty acid binding; acyl-CoA oxidase activity
Source: RefSeq, a predicted model, not a curated record
UAUCAACUCGUUUUAGCUAGUAGGCUGACAACAGUCGGCCAGUUUGGGUGCAACUGUAAGCUAACGCUUUUAUAAAGUUUUGAAAAAUUAUAUACAAAAGUGCUACAAACUUCUUAAAAAGUAGAACAAAACAGUUUUAGUACCGAAAGUGAAAUAUAAUGACGAAUGUUGAUCUGCAACGCGAGCGGCUGUGUGCAACCAUUUCGAGUAAAGACUUUGCGGAGUGGUGGGCAGGUGGUCGCGCUGCACUACACGCACGCAGAGCUUUAGCUAAGCUUUUCAUAGAGGAUGCCGAUUUGACGGACCCCCAACACACAUCGCUGAUGUCGCACAAAGAGCUUUAUGAGUACACAAUUGCGAAAGCUUGCAAAUUUCUUAGCAAACUGCGCGCAUGGCAUGCAGCCAAUGCUCACAGCAAAGCCAAUGCAGAGCAGAGCGCGAUUGCAAUGCUAUAUGAUUUUCGAAUGCUGCUGGCUGGUCCAUUGGGUACGGCGUUGUUUCAGCAAAACUUGCCGCUGCGCUUGCAUUUUUCGAUGUUUUUGCCAGCAUUGUUGGGCCAAAGUACGGAGGCGCAGCAACGUGAAUGGUUCUUCCGUUGGCGCAUGGACGGCAUUAUCGGCACGUAUGCGCAAACGGAGUUGGGGCAUGGCACUUUUAUACGCGGACUCGAGACAAGCGCCGAUUACGAUGUGCAAAGUGAAGAAUUCAUUUUGAAUACACCAACGCUAACGGCCUACAAAUGGUGGCCCGGUGGUUUGGGUCAAAGCGCCAACAUGGUAAUUGUCAUGGCGCAAUUGUAUAUAAAAGGGAAACAUCACGGUUUGCAUUCAUUUUUGUUGCGCAUACGUAAUGCAGACACACAUCUGCCGGAACCGGGUGUAGAUGUGGGCGAGAUCGGACCAAAGUUGGGUGUGAAUGGUGUGAAUAAUGGUUUUCUGGGGCUAAAGGACGUGCGCAUACCGCGCACGCAAAUGUUAAUGAAACAUGCACAGGUGCGUCCUAAUGGACGCUUUGUGAAAGGGCCCGAACCGUUGCUUACCUAUGGUACCAUGGUGUUUGUGCGUGUAAUGAUCGUGCGCGAUGUUUCCUUCUGUUUACUACAAGCGGCUACGAUAGCAACCAGGUAUUCGGCAGUACGACGUCAGAGUCCAAUUGCAACCGACCAAACUGAGCCACAAAUAUUGGAUCAUACCACUCAACAGGCGAAGUUGUUUCCACAAAUCGCAAAUGGUAUAUUCUUUCGUAUUGCAGCGGACGUUGUAUGGGUUAUGUAUCAAAAUGUUGUGAAGGAAUUGGAUGCGGGUGAGCGUCGCAGCCUGCCCGAGCUACAUGCUUUGUCCUGCUGCCUCAAAGCAUACUGCUCAACGGUGUCCGAAGAAGGUGUUGAAGUGCUACGCAAAUCCUGCGGCGGUCACGGUUAUUUGAGCUCGUCAAAUUUUCAACAAAUCUAUGGAACCGUCACUGCCGCAUGCACUUACGAAGGCGAAAAUACGGUUUUAUUGCUGCAAACUGCACGCUUCCUCGUCAAACAAUAUGUGGAGGGCCUGAAACGGAAAGUACUGCCACAAAGCGUCAGAUAUCUGCGUAAUGCAACGCGUCCUAAAUGGUGUAAUACUAUUGAGCUAAAAAUGCUAACGGAACUCUUGGAGUUUACGGCUACCGAAAGCAUUCGUACGCUUUACGAGUAUCAAAGACAACAGCGUAAACUUUUGAAAUCGGCAGUGUUAGUGGCCAAUAAAGCUGGCAUACGUUUGACACAGGUUGCCACGUUACAUGCACGCGCAUUUCUAGCACGCACCGCAUUGGAAGAGCUCGAAAAGUUUUGUAAACACCUGAAACCUGUUUUGGCGGACGUUCUCACGCAGUUGGCUGAGUUGUUCGUACUGGAAUUGUGUUUGAGUAGUCUGGGUCACAUUUUAAUGUCUUAUCCGUUAGACACGCGACAAGUCGAUCAGCUGCAGUCUCGCUACGAACAGUUGCUGGCGGACUUUCGUGUCAAUGCCGUCGCUGUGGUCGAUGGUUUCGAUUUCGACGAUCGUGUGUUGGGCUCCACCUUAGGUUGCUAUGAUGGACGUGUCUACGAACGUCUGAUGGCGGAGGCGCGGAAAAGUCCCUUGAAUCAAGAGUCGGUUAAUAGCACAUUUCAUACACACCUUAAACCGUUAAUGCAAGGCAAAUUGUGAAUACUUGUCGCCUAGAAAUAUGCUUUAUUGUUAAAGUAGUUAACUGAAAAUUAGUUUAAGUGCGAAAGAAGGCACUCUGCAGCAUGAGAUCUGUCUCUGUAAGUUCACUGUUUUAUUAGUCUUCAUUUCCCAUAAGGUAUAUGGUGUCUGCUUAGACUUUCUUUGCUUAUAUUUGUUUCAUGUCAAGCCUUUUAUAUUUUCUUAAGCUGCGAACAACAC